Myotis brandtii (Brandt's bat) is the source of this 767-nucleotide messenger RNA. RefSeq names its product forkhead box L1 (gene FOXL1). Gene Ontology annotation, molecular function: DNA-binding transcription factor activity, RNA polymerase II-specific; RNA polymerase II cis-regulatory region sequence-specific DNA binding. The transcript is spliced from 2 exons. Gene Ontology annotation, biological process: regulation of transcription by RNA polymerase II; anatomical structure morphogenesis; cell differentiation. The annotation marks the transcript as partial. NCBI's taxonomy places the organism in Eukaryota, Metazoa, Chordata, Mammalia, Chiroptera, Vespertilionidae. The record is from RefSeq and is a predicted model, not a curated record.
GCAGAGCCCCCCCAGAAGCCGCCCUACAGCUACAUCGCGCUCAUAGCCAUGGCGAUCCAGGACGCGCCCGAGCAGAGGGUCACCCUCAACGGCAUCUACCAGUUCAUCAUGGACCGCUUCCCCUUCUACCACGACAACAGGCAGGGCUGGCAGAACAGCAUCCGCCACAACCUCUCGCUCAACGACUGCUUCGUCAAGGUGCCCCGCGAGAAAGGGCGGCCGGGCAAGGGCAGCUACUGGACGCUGGACCCGCGCUGCCUGGAUAUGUUCGAGAACGGCAACUACCGUCGCCGGAAGAGGAAGCCCAAGCCGGGCGCCGGGGCCCCGGAGACCUCCUGCCGCAGCUCUCCGAGGAGCUCCGACAAGUCCAAGAGCUUCAGCAUAGAUAGCAUCCUGGCGGGACGGCAGGGCCAGAAGCCGGCGGCAGGGGCCGAGCUCCUGGGGGGUGCCAAGCAGGAUCCGGGCGGCUGUUUGGGGACCUCGCUGCUGGCCGCCUCCACUAGUCUCUGUCCGCCUUUCAACGCUUCGCUAAUGCUGGACCCGCACGUCCAGGGCGGCUUCUACCAGCUCGGGAUCCCUUUCCUCUCCUACUUCCCUCUGCAGCUCCCCGACGCCGUGCUUCAUUUCCAGUGAGGCGCCCAGCGGAGCCGCUCCUCCCCUGUCUGCCUUGGUCUGGGCUUCUCCCGAGUCACCAUGGCUCCUGCUGCUGGGGGAAGGAGUCUUAAAAAACAACAACAACAAACAUCUUUUCCUCGCGGCGGUGUGGA